Messenger RNA from Hibiscus syriacus, 567 nucleotides. Its product is annotated as anaphase-promoting complex subunit 11-like. Gene Ontology annotation, molecular function: ubiquitin protein ligase activity; zinc ion binding; cullin family protein binding. The record is from RefSeq and is a predicted model, not a curated record. Lineage: Eukaryota; Viridiplantae; Streptophyta; Magnoliopsida; Malvales; Malvaceae. Gene Ontology annotation, biological process: protein ubiquitination; anaphase-promoting complex-dependent catabolic process; positive regulation of mitotic metaphase/anaphase transition. Gene Ontology annotation, cellular component: nucleus; anaphase-promoting complex. The transcript is spliced from 4 exons. The coding region runs from base 1 to 396 and encodes 131 amino acids.
AUGUGUAGACUUGUUGAGAAGGAUGGUUUUCAUUUUAAAGCUUCCGGUUUAGCGGAAAUAGGGGACCGUAACCGCUGCUAUCUGCGGCUGCGAUCCGCUGCUAACGAUUUCUCUCACAUAGGUCUUGGUUUUGCAGGAGAAGAUGAAAGUCAAGCUGCUACAUGGCAUGCUGUUGCUUCAUGGACUUGGGAUGCCCAAGAUGAGACCUGUGGAAUUUGUAGGAUGGCUUUCGAUGGUUGCUGUUCUGAUUGUAAACUCCCUGGGGAUGAUUGCCCACUGAUUUGGGGUGCAUGCAACCAUGCUUUCCAUCUUCAUUGCAUCCUGAAAUGGGUGAACUCACAGACUGCUCAAGCACAUUGUCCAAUGUGCCGUCGGGAGUGGCAGUUUAAAGGAUGACCACCCAAUGCAUUCAUCGAUGCUUAUGUUGCAGGUGUUAAAACAUGUACUUAACUCUUCUCCUUUUGAUCUACAUAUACUCAAUUCAAACUCCCUCCCUUUAGGCAAAUGGCUAUUACUCUGACUCUUGGAAUAUAAAUUCAAAAUACACACUGGACCAACUGCUUGAAU